CAGACAGAGGAGAUUUUCAGCAAACUGAAGUGAGAGAAAGAAAAGACCCAGAGGAGUGUGUUCAGGAGAAAACUCAGCUGUGUGUUGUGGAGCAGUGGAGGCACAUUAACUCACAAGAGAAAGAAAUCACAAUGACUGGGAGAAUGUGGUUAAUCUGAAGAUUUUUCUUCAAGCUUUGCCAGGAAUACGUUUUGGAAUAUCCUGGAAAUGCAACCUUCUUUGGAAGCUCUGUUUCCUUUUGACCCUGCUUGUUGUCCCUUUUAAAAAGUCUUCUGUCUUCUUAUUUGUUGAAGAGCGCCACAAUGCCAACCGACGAUUACAGCUACCUGCCUGAUGCGCUGCCUCCUCUUCCUGAAGUCCCGGACUCUGGCCCAGCUCUGAGCUCCGUUGACAUCCCAGCUCGCUGCCUUCGCGACCCAGCUUUCCGCCACACCUCUUCGCGCUACUGCUCCGCCAUCAGCAUGGACUCCUCUCCCGACAGCACAGAAAGGCCGAUCAGCUACAGCUCCACCUCUUCCUCGGCCUCUUCCCGGGACAGUCAUUGCUCACUGGGCAGCCGCUCCACUCUUGUCGCCGCUCCUCUCUGUAACCCUGUCACCUUGGACCGUGACUCCGGAGCAAUUCGGUUGGAGCUGGUCCCUGCCAGGCAGCUGGGAUGUGGAGAGGAAAAUGACAGAAAUGAUGGGGAGGGUAGACAGGGCAACAGACAGACUGCGACAGAACAUUCAGAGCCUGAACUGAGCCCAGACGGAGGAGACAGGACGAUCCAGGUGCAGGGACCCAGGACGUACGUGGACAGGGUGGUGCAGGAGAUACUGGACACAGAGAGAACCUACGUGCAGGACCUCCGCAGCAUCGUAGAGGAUUACUUGGACUGUAUCAGCAACCAGUCUCGACUGGCCUUGAGCUCUGAGGAUAAAGGUUCACUUUUUGGCAACAUCCGGGACAUCUACCACUUUAACAGGAAUCUUCUUCAUGAUCUUGAGAAGUGCAACGCUGACCCUGUGGCCAUCGCAGAGUGCUUUGUAUCCAAGAGUGAAGAGUUCCACAUUUAUACCCAGUACUGCACCAACUAUCCACGGUCAGUGGCUGUGCUCACAGAAUGCAUGAGGAACAAGGCGUUGGCCAAGUUUUUCCGCGAGCGCCAAGAAUCUCUCAGGCACUCCUUGCCCCUGGGCUCCUACCUGCUCAAGCCAGUGCAGCGGAUCCUCAAGUACCACCUCUUGUUGCAUGAAAUAGCCAACCACAUGGAGAAGGACACGGAGACUUAUGAGGUUGUACAGGAGGCUAUAGACACCAUGCAGAGAGUGGCCUGGCACAUCAAUGACAUGAAGAGGAAACAUGAGCACGCUGUUAGGCUGCAGGAAAUCCAGAGUCUCCUGACCAACUGGAAAGGCCCUGAUCUGACCGGCUACGGAGAAUUGGUUCUUGAAGGGACUUUUCGUCUGCAGCGAGCCAAAAAUGAAAGGACACUCUUCCUGUUUGACAAGCUGCUCCUGAUUACGAAGAAACGAGAAGAAACAUACACGUACAAGGCUCACAUCCUGUGCUGCAACCUGAUGCUGGUGGAGGUUAUUCCAAAGGAACCUCUGAGUUUUAGUGUUUUUCACUACAAGAAUCCCAAGUUACAGCACACAGUCCAGGCCAAAUCGCAGCAAGACAAGCGAAUGUGGAUCUUACACCUUAAACGACUCAUACUUGAAAAUCAUCCUGCCAAAAUUCCUGCCAAGGCCAAACAAGCCAUUUUGGAGAUGGAUGCAAUACAUCAUCCAGGAUUUCAUUACAGCCCUGAAGGUGACAAGAAGGAUUCCCCUCAAACCAAGGAAGGCCCCACUCCUCGUAGAGGACGCAGAAAAGAGCCGCUCUCCAAGUUACUGAAGAAUGCCAAACAUAAUGCUGCCAAUGCUGAUGGGGAAAAGCGAACAAGUCUAGGGGUCAGCCUGCUCUCUCCGGUGUCCCAGCUGGCUCUGGGCACCAUAGGUCGCAGCCGCAGCCUUAUCAACCAGUCACAGGAGUCCCUGGAUCCCGGAGAUCACUACGACCACAGUGACAGGGAAGAAGGGGAGGAGCCGCAUCAGCAGGAUGCUGAUGAUGAGGAUGAUAGUGGUCCGGGAGGUGGAAAGAGGUUACGAGUCCCUGGCAAAAGCAGCAGAAAGAAGCUGAACCCUCAAGCAUCUGUUGACAGCAUAGAACAGUGGAAAGCUUUCAACAUGAGCGCCUCAGAUCUGAAGAAAGCCAGAGAUUCCCUAGUAAGGGAAGGAAGUCACCACCCGCCACUCCUUAGGACACCUCGUGUGACAGAGGAACCUCCAGACUCCCCCAUCCCCUCUGUAAUCGUCACAGAAAGUGACCAUUCAGUGCGAAACAUUUGGGCUGACCACCGAGCUCGUAGGGCCAUGUUUCCCACCCGUCAGAGGACGAUGCAGCCCGACGACGAGGACGAGGACAUCUACCAAAUGUUUGUUCCCACAGAGCCAAGCGCGCCAGAGCCAGAGACACCAUCAGAGAGGUCAGAGGCUACUUCAUCACCCAGGACAGCUCGUCCCUGCAGCUGGCACGUUGAACAGGUGCCCACGGUGCAGGUUGAGCCUCCACCUGAUGGCAGCAGAGUCCUGCGGAGGGCGAGCAGUGCAGGAGAGAAGGCUACAGAGGGUCGAGGGAGUCCUCAAGAUGACCAGUCCGGCCACGGUAAUUUGGAAGUGAUUCACACUGAAUCAUCAAGCAAUGACAUAUCUGGAUCUUCCUCAGCCGAGCAGCUGACGAUAGACGACAUUGAAAAUGUAUAUGAUAAUAUCAGUUAUGAAGACCUGAGGAGCAUGGGUCUCAUCAGAAGAGACCCUGAUGACAACCAGAAGCGGAAAGAGAUACCUACAAAUGUACAGGGUUUCCAGGGCCAGGCAGCAAGUAUCCAAAGUACUUCAGAGAUCACAGAGUCAUUGAAUGAACCAGACAGUUCAUCAGAGAGCAACCGGUCCUCCACACAGGAGGUGAAGCAGGAUGGGAGCUGUGAGCUGAAAAUAGUGGAGGAGAAUAUCUAUGACACUAUCUGUUUUAGGGAGCCACAAUCGACAGAGUCCAAGGAAAUGAAUGAAGGCAAUAAACUCAGACAAGAGAGGGGCAGUGUGCAAACCUCAGAACAAGACCUGACAGAAAGUCUUACAGGAUUUGUUGCAGAGGACAGCCUCCAUGCCAGACUGGAUGAAGGAUCAGAGGCCUCCCAUCCUGUCCGGAGUUUCUCUGAGCCAGAUUAUUCCUCCUCUUCUGUUUCUAAGAGCUUUUCCCAGCGCUCACAGAAAGGAGACAAGAAAUCUGAGCAGGUCGACGAGAUCUGGAACGACUUGGAAAACUACAUCAAGAACAACGAGAAGAAAGCUGAUCGACUUCCUGCUGCAUUCCCUGUGAGUGCUAGUGAGUCACCCAAGAGGGUCUCAUCUGCCAAAAACAGCCCUACAAAGAGUCAUCCUGUUGGGAAACCUCAAGCAACCAGCCCCCCAGCCAAGAUUCCCCAAGCACAUCAGCCCCCACCCCUCACCUCCACGUCCACAUUCACCAUUCCGGUUAUCAAUCUUCCUGACCUUCAGAGUGAAGCCGCCUCUGAGGAAGAAAACCACAGCCCCACUUCCACGUCACGCCCCCUUCCCGACACCCCAGAACCCCCCCCAGGCACAGUGAAGAACAUCCGCAACAGGCUGGCUCGUCUCAGCAGCGGAAGCUUCCGCUUAGAGGAUGAUGAUCUGGUGGAGCUUCCACAGCGAAACACCUCACCAAAAGACAACACCCUCAAGGACCUCCAUAGUUUCUUUCCAGGGGAGCUGGCAGGCCUGGACUCACCACUGGCAUCCUCCUCGCUGCUGCUGGGUGAGUCUGUGGACUUCCCGCUGGAGUUAAUGGAUAAAACCAAGAGCCGUGUGUUCCUGAUGGCACGGCAGUAUAGCCAGAAGAUUAAGAAAGCCAACCAGCUGCUGCGCAUGAGGAGCAUGGACCCUGGAGACUCCUGUAGUCGGUCCAGAACUGAGAAGAGACAGAAAGACCUAGCUGCCAUCUUAGAGGAGAAGAAACAAGGGGGUGCAGCCAUAGGUGCCAGGAUUGCUGAGUACUCCCAGCUCUACGAUCAGGUGAUGUUUAAGGAUUCUCCUGGUACAGCAGGUCAGACUUCUGUCACGCCGCACCACUCCCAUCCAGGGCUGCCGUCCUCUCCAUCCAUGCCCGAGACCUCAUUAGAGGAGGACUGGCUACACUCCACCUACAGCAACGGGGAGCUGGCGAGCUUUAUGUCCUCUUCCAUCGAGGGGAUAAAUGCUCAAACGUCUUCCAAUCCUCAGCGCAGGCUUACCUCUGCCUGCUCCAUCCCUUCUCUUAAAAACAUCUCUCCUUCUCCACCUGCUCCAACACCACAGAGGUGGAGCUCAUGCAUAUCAGCACCGAGUGAGAAAGAAGAGCAUGUGUACAGCACUAUUAAGAGACAUCCUUCCUUUAAUGCACCCUCUCCCCCCUCCUCAAAGUCUCCCCUGUCUGGUCAGUGUCAGUUAGCUGGCUCUCAGCAAGACAACCGCCACCAGUCUGGGCUUAAAUUUAACGGACCCACUGAGGAUCAAACCACAGAAAAACUUCGUGGCCCCAGUCUGGGCCGUGCUGGUCGGCAGAGCAGCCUCCCAGAGCGAUCUACGCUGGGACACUCAGACCUCACUUUACACGAUGGCCAGCAGGUGGUGGUCCUGAAUCGGGCUUCUGCUCUGAGCAUACUCAGUGCCACACAGAACUACCUGGCCAACUUCAAGGACAAUGGGGAAGAUGACGAUGACUAUGUUGAGAUCCGCUCCGAAGAUGAGAGUGAAGCAGAGCGGGACAGGUUGACGCAGGGAAGCUCCGGCUCUGCUGUCAUUUCCAGUCAGACUCGGGGUCUGGUUCAUUCGCAGAGUCUUCCAUGCACCCCCGUCCACUCCUGUGACCCCUUGAGGUCCCUGGACCGUGAGCAUCUGGAGAAGUACCUGUGGAGCGAGCCGCAGCAGAGCCAACCUAACAUCGUCCAGUCUCUGAGAGAGAAGUUUCAGUGUCUGAGCUCCAGCAGCUUCGCAUGAAGCUGCAAGACAACCAAAUGCCAAAUACACGUCAACAAAGGGGACACUGCUGCUUUACCUUGAAUGUCCUAAAUCUACACUACAACAAAGAAAAUAAAUAUUACACAAAUGUAUCACAUCUAUCUUAACAGUCUUUGAUUGCAGCCAUAUUUGUAGUGAUGCGAUUAAACUUGAUGUUAUAAAGCUUCAGAGGAAACAUUGCUUUUAAUUAUCAAAAUUCCACAUCAAAUCCUGCAUGUGAGCUUCUUUAGUACUUCCAGAGAACUGAAGAGAGUUUGCUAAAUUUUGUUAAAGCAAAGUUGGUAUUCAUUGUGGCUGAAUGGAUUUUUAAAUUCUUAAAUAGCUUAUCUGUGAGCCUUGUAGAAAUAUUUGGAUCCAUAUGACAGAUUCCUGUGUACAGAUCCAGUAGUCCAGGAUAUCGGUCACUGAUUGAAGCGUAAUGUUUUCUUUUGCUCAGACCAACUUACAUCUGAUAGUACAUCUUCAUCAGAUUUGACCCUCUGUCAGUAGUAGCUCUUCAAUCCAAUCAAGAACAUUUUCUUUUAGUUUUAUCCUUUAAGGUUACUCUAAAUCCAUUUUUAUCUCUGAUUAAUCUUAUCCUGGAUAAAGCAGUGAAUCACAGUCGCAGCUUUUAAUUGUGCUUACACUAUUGAACAGUUGUGAACAAGCAGCUUUACAACAUCUGCAAAGUUCAGAUGAGCUGCUCAGGCUAGUUUGUUUGCUUUUUAGGAGCUUUUUAACAAAUAGGGUGCAACUAUACAGAAACUAUUUUGGCUAUUACAAGAUCCAGUAGGUUAAAUAUAACUAGGCAUAGACUUGUAAGUCUAUUUGAAGACGUUGUGUCACUCUUACUGUCACCUUUGAUACCAGUAGGGUGUCAUGCUUUAAAAAAAAUCAAGAAGAUAUUUUAGAGAAUCAAUAAGAAAUAAGAACUCCUGUUAUUUAUUUUGAGUCUGUGAGCAAAUCAGAAAAGUUGUCACAUGCAGUCGUCUGUGGGCAAAAUAUUCAUCUCAACAAGUAGAUGAUGUUUUUUUUUAUCACGCUAAAUUCAACUUUUUUUUUUUCCUUUUUUUAAGAGUGACCACAAAGAAGAGUUAGUUGAAGAACUAUAAGUACUGUACUUGUACUUUUCACAAAUUAUUUCACUUGUUUACAUCAUGGGACGCUGUCGCACUACUGAUAUCACAUCCUCACACAAAUAACACAAAGAAAGUCACGUUAUUAUCGACACUUUAUUAGAUUAUUUUCUUCUCCCUGAAAGCAAACAAGGAUUCAUUACAUACAGAAAGUUAAAUCACUAAGUGUGUGCUAUUUAUUUGAAAGCAUCCCCAUGUUACUGCCUUGUUACUAUUACUGCGAGCCACGGACAGGUUGUAAAAGAAAGUAAAACGUAUAUUUAUUAAUUAAAAUGGCUGUAUCAUAACUUGGGGAAUAAAGCAAAAUUUCAAUCAAAUACUGUGAAUAUUAUAGGAAAACUUGUUUUUCUGCCACGCACUGCUUAAUUCUUACAUAAUGACUCACAUAAGGAGAAAAAGCACAUCAUUGUCGACAUCAGGAGAAUGGCAUCAAACCCAGUAUAUGAAUAUGAAGUAUGUUUUUUUUUUUACAUUUUUGUUUCACUGGUGGGGAUUACUUGUCAGUCUUCAUUGACUCUUUUUGCACUUUUCUUUCAUUUUUGCAUCUUAUUUGUAAACACUUGUAAAGAUGUACAUUUUAGGAGAGUUAUUCUUGUAUACCAUAGAUAUGCUUUAUAAUGCUUUGACGUGUAAGUUAAGUGUACUGUAUUUUUUUAAGUAGCUAGUUGUCAUUGCUCAACAAAAUGAUGUAUUGGAGGUAAUAAAUUCAGAUUCAUCUC
Messenger RNA from Melanotaenia boesemani (Boeseman's rainbowfish), 6933 nucleotides. Its product is annotated as pleckstrin homology domain-containing family G member 1. Gene Ontology annotation, biological process: intracellular signal transduction. Gene Ontology annotation, molecular function: guanyl-nucleotide exchange factor activity. The record is from RefSeq and is a predicted model, not a curated record. Bases 303 to 5078 code for a protein of 1591 amino acids. NCBI's taxonomy places the organism in Eukaryota, Metazoa, Chordata, Actinopteri, Atheriniformes, Melanotaeniidae. The transcript has 17 exons.